Messenger RNA from Panonychus citri (citrus red mite), 779 nucleotides. RefSeq lists its product as uncharacterized. The record is from RefSeq and is a predicted model, not a curated record. Bases 119 to 595 code for a protein of 158 amino acids. The transcript is spliced from 6 exons. Lineage: Eukaryota; Metazoa; Arthropoda; Arachnida; Trombidiformes; Tetranychidae.
GUCGGAAACGACCAACGUAUUGACGACGCAAUACGAACGAUUAUUAUGACUAUUUAAAGGGAAUUAUUUUGAUGCGGAGAUUCACUUGAAUUUAUCAAUCAAUUGGACGAUUAACAAGAUGCGUUUCUCAAUUGUUCUCGCUAUUUGCUUCUUAGGAGUUGCUUCUGCAUCUUCUUUGGUCAAACGAAACUACUUCGAUGACUUGAUGAAAAUGUCGAUGGAAGAUAUUCAAAAAAUAGAUUAUUUUUCCGACGAUUUCAACAAGAAGGUUCAAGAAGCAUAUAAACAAGAACUUGGAAUGGCUUACCCAUCUCGUGGUGUCCGAUCUGCUGAAUCUAAGUUGGUUAAACGAAGCUUCUUCGAUGACCUUAUGAAAAUGUCACCGGAAGAAAUUCAAAAAAUAGAUUAUUAUUCCGACGAUUUUAACAAAAAGGUUCAAGAAGCAUAUAAACAGGAACUUGGAAUGGCUUACCCAUCUCGUGGUGUUCGAGCUGCUAACCCACUCCAACUUCUCAACGAACUUGACGAUCCCGCUGCUUUCGCUCAAACCCUCUUGAAGGUUCUCGGCGAUAUGGCUCGACAAGGUGGACGAUAACUCAAUGUAAACGAACUCAAAAAACCACUCAAACUUGAUCACGAAACUCUUGAUCAAUAUGAUUCCUUGCAUUCAGAGAAUCGAUUCCCUCGGUUCAGUUAGACUUUUUAAAUGAUUAUGAUUCAUUAUCUUCAUUCAGAAAAAUGUAAUGUGAGUGAUUAAAUAAAUUGAGCAAUGAAACGUA